CCAGGCACCACAGCGGCUGUAGCCUGCAGGCAGUGGUAGCCAUAGCAACGUGGGCCCCACACAGCCAGUAAGAGUGGAGGCCAGGCCGGGCCAGGCCCGCUGGGCAUGCCAUUUCGGGAGCAUGUGUACUACCCACUGGAUGCAGCCAUGGCCGCCCCAGCCCCAGCGGUGCCGACCUUCGGGUUUCGGGCACGGCAGGGCAGCCCAGACUGGCGGCGCCUAAGUGCAGUGGACGUGGAGCGGGUGGAGCGUGAGCGGGAUGUGGCACUGUUGCAGGAGCACCUGGCGCACAUCACCUUCUGCAGCGCGGAGCGGGAGCGCUGCCCACACUGCCAUGGCCCUACUGACCCGCUGCUGCUCAAGCUGCUGCGGCUGGUGCAGCUGGCCACGGAGUACCUACUGCACUGCCAGGAUGGUCUGGCCGCUCAGCUCCACACCCUCGAGCAAGCUCUGGAGGCAGCCCGGGCGGAGCGUGACCAGCUGGGUGAGGAGGCGGCACGGCAUGGGCGGGAGGCGCAGCGGCUGCAGGAGGAGUGCCGGCGGCGCAAAAGGAUGAUCAGUGCCCUGCAGAGGAUGCUGGAGGCUGGAGCCAGCUGCCACCAGUGCCGAUUUUGUGAGAAGGCUUUUAUGAACUAUUCCUUUCUACAAAGUCAUAUGCAGCGGCGCCAUCCAGAGGAAUCUCACACUGCAGAGCAAAAGAAGAAAGCACAGACAGAUAAAUUACAGGAUGAGAUCAAUAAGUUGAAGGAGCAGUUACAGCUCACCAAGUCUGAGCUAGAGGCCGAGCAACAUGCUAAUAUGGUCAGAUUUUCUAAGGAAUGCGAACAACAAAAAUCAAAAGAAGAAGAAAUACUGCAAGCAUUUUAUAAAUGGAAAGAGGAAGAAAAAGAAAAAUUGGCUAAUGAAAUAGAAAAAGUGAAAAAGAUGUUUAUGCAGGAGUUCAAAGAACUAGCUUCAAGAAAUACAAGCUUAGAACACCAGCUCUUAGAGUUACAGCAGUCUGAUAUGCAGCUGAAAUCCAAUCUAGGCACUUUAAAAGACAGCCAAGAAUUUACAGAAGAGAAAUCUCAGAAUACUCAGGAUUAUCAAAAUAUGAUGCGACUUCUUGAAAAACAGGAGAGUAAAUGGACUUCUAGAGUACAAACUCUUCAUCAGGAGCAUGAAAAAGAAAAGGGCCAGCUUCUGUUGCAGCUUGAGAAGCUUAAAUCAUCAAUGACAGAGGAUCUGAAUAAAAGCAAUACCUUUUAUAAGAAGAGGAUAGAGGAGCUAGGGCAGAGGCUUCAGGAACAGAAUGAGCUAAUUCUUACUCAGAAAAAGCAGAUAAGGGAAUUAUCCACAAAAUCAGUAGCAAACAUCAAACCAUAUGAUGUGAACAGUCUGGCACAUCAAGUAGUAGAACCUAAAUCGAGUCUACCAGGUAUGCAUGAGCAGACAGUCUUGAUACAUAUGCUGGAGCCCAUAGAGGAGCUUUCAGAGGAGGAAAAAGAAAUAGAGAAAGGAGAUCACAAAGUAGGCAGAAGUAAUCAACAUUUAAUAAGCGCUUUGAAGACGCAUCCUUCAUUAACUAAAGAAUUACGAGCUGUUUUGGAGCAGGCCCUGGAGGAAAAGUUGGAAUCCUUGGGAAUUAAAAUGGGUGUUCGUGGUAUCCCAAGUGACCAUUUAAAUAGAAUUUUACUUGCUAUUGAAUCUGCUAGAGAAGAGAAAGAGAAACAGAUGCCUGACAUGCAACUAAUCCGGGAAAACCUUGAACGUCAGAUCAGCUUCAGAAUUGAAGAGAGAUCAUCAUCAUCUUGUAGUAGACUUGUUUCCAUUCCCCAUCGUUCUUCAGAAGAUAAACAGAGGUUGAUUCAGUUAGGAACUACCUUAUCAACAUCAUUAGAAAAACCUGUAAAAUGGACUUCUAAAACUGUACACCCAGCUGGACAAAAAAUGUCUGUUGCUGAAAACACAUCUACACCAAAACCCAGGAAGCAUGUUCUUAGAGAUGGAGUUUCCAGAAGAACAUCUAGUAUUGCAACACCUCCAUUCAGUUCAGAGGAUGAAGUGGAUGAUGAUGAUAUUAAGCAGUCUUACAUAUCCCCGGAACUUUUACAGACAAAACCAUCCAGCAGCAGUGUAAAUAAUUGUGGCAUGACCACAAACAAAAGUGCUAUAGACUGGACAGAAGACAGUGAAAAGGAGGAGGAGGAGAUUGAAACUCCUUUUAAACCCUCCAAAGGUGCAAUUAUCCAAAAACUGACUGAACAAGUUGAAAAGACUCUUUCUAACCAUGGAAAUAAAAAUAAACCACCUGGAGGGCUUAAUGUUGCAGAAGCAUUUGUUAAAAAAGAUGACAUACAAGAACUGAAGUUCACAGAAGUGGAUGAUGAUGACUGGGAUAUAUCCUCUGUGGAAGAAGAAAGUUUAUUGGCAAAAGAUGAAAGAGGUCAGAAGGGAACUGCAAUUCAAAAAAAUAAUGGACCCAGUACUAUAUCAAUGGUUCAGGCCUGGGGUGCUCCUAAGGCAAAUAUGACAAAGGAGGAAGGACUUCAUGAUGCUGAUACAACAAGCACAUUAAAAAGCAGCUUAGUCACUGUAACCGACUGGAGCAAUUCUUCAGAUCUGUAACUAUUGCAUUCUAAAUGGGAGGAGAUUCUGUUACUGAUUCGAUUCAGGUUAAAUGUCUUGUCUUAAGCAGGACUGUCCAACUUCUAAGCAGUCGCAGGCCACACUGAUUGGGGUCACCUGACCCAGGGACCGCACUAGUGUGAGCCACAGGCCCCUGGGUAGCACCUCCCACCUGCUGCUGAACCUCUCCCCCACAUAGACACCAAUGAACCACACAGGCAGGCAGCUCCCUCAGCUCCCUUGCUGCAUUGCACCAGAGCACUCCCAGCACUUGGGGCUGUACCGCCCCACCUUGCCCUAUGGGGCAGGAACCAAAAGCUGACAUAUGGAGGGGGAAUAGCAGCAGCAACCAGGGUAAUAGGGGAAGUGCUGGCUGGGUCUAGGGGCCACAAUCAAUCCCUUGCAGUUGGACAGUCCUGGUCUAAAGGAUUCUGACUCCUGGGUUUUCUUUGUAUUGUACAUUAACAGCCAGGAGGAUUUGUUUACAAGAAUCUGAUGGUGUUUAACCUUGAAUUGUAUGGAAGGAUGUUUAAAUAUAUGUGACUGGUCCUCACAGUUUAGAAACUUGGGAGAAAUUCUUGGCCCUGUUGACUCCCGUGCAGAAUUUCCUGGGCCAAGUGUUCACUUCUAAUGUUUGCUUUUAAGACCAGCUGUUAAAGAGCCCAGAAGUAUUAGCCAAUAGGCAGAGUUUAUUGCAGUGUUACUAGUUCAGUAUUUUAAAGCAUUUCUAAAAUGUAUUUUUUGUAUUUUGUCCCAAGCUUUAUAUUAAAAUGUAAGUAUUUUAAAUAAAGUAUUUCUUAAAAUUAAAAUGUUAACAUUUUCCAACAUGGUUUCCAGUGAGCAUCAAAAGCUGAAAAAUGACAUAGUUUACAGAGUUGUUUCUAGAGUAUGCCUUAAAACUCAGUAUUGGGAAGGUGUUUCUGCUUUAGUUGUUAGAAUAGGUUUUUAAUGUGUAUUCACAGUAAAACAAAAUUUGCAAAAAUAUAACAGGACAACUCAAACUAGAGCAAGAAUGGUGUGUGCGGCAUGGAACACUUUUUUGUUUUUGUAUUGUAUUCAGUAAAUAUUUGCUCUUGCAGUUGUACUAAUUUACUGUUAUUAGCUGCCUUCAUUUAAUAAAGACUUAACUGUUUAUAACUUAAAUAGAUAAAAGCACUAAAUUAAAAGAAAAACUUUUGUGAUCAU
Gavialis gangeticus (Gharial) is the source of this 3792-nucleotide messenger RNA. RefSeq names its product DAZ interacting zinc finger protein 1 (gene DZIP1). NCBI's taxonomy places the organism in Eukaryota, Metazoa, Chordata, Crocodylia, Gavialidae. Gene Ontology annotation, cellular component: cytoplasm; ciliary basal body. The record is from RefSeq and is a predicted model, not a curated record. The transcript is spliced from 19 exons. The coding region runs from base 106 to 2607 and encodes 833 amino acids. Gene Ontology annotation, biological process: cilium assembly.